AUGGGUAAAAGUGCUAAAUUCCUCAAGCGUGUUAAAAAGCCCAAAGCGGGGUCGAACUCGAACAACGUUGCCGGUUCUUCCGCCCAGGCUCAAGCUCAGGCUGCAAAGAAAAAGAGCAAUUUGAAGGAUAAAGCCUCCAAGUCAAAGACAGGUCCCCGUGAAGGCCCCGUUCUGGGAGGCGCAGACUAUGUUGCCUUGAUGAUGGGUGGGAGGAGAAAAGCUAAAGAAGAAGCCGCCAAACUACCGCCUCCUGAAGACGCUGAAAUGUCGUAG
This is a messenger RNA of Coprinopsis cinerea okayama7#130, 273 nucleotides long. RefSeq lists its product as hypothetical. The coding region runs from base 1 to 273 and encodes 90 amino acids. NCBI's taxonomy places the organism in Eukaryota, Fungi, Basidiomycota, Agaricomycetes, Agaricales, Psathyrellaceae. The record is from RefSeq and is a predicted model, not a curated record. The transcript is spliced from 2 exons.